AUGUUGGGACGUAAAUCUGGUGUCGGUACUCUAUUAAAAAAUGAUUUUCCAAAUAUAAUAACUUGGCACUGUUGCAACCACCGCCUAGAGUUGGCAGUUAACGAUACUUUAAAAGAAGUAAGUGGAUUAAAUCAUUUUCAGAGUUUUAUUGAAAAACUUUAUGCAACAUAUCAUAUGUCUCCUAAGAAUACAAGUGAAUUAAGAGAAUGUGCUGCUUCAUUAGAGAAACAACUAUUAACAAUUGGUAAGAUUUUCACUAUCCGAUCGGUUGCUUCAAGUCAGCGUACAGUGAAAGCUGUUUGGAAUAAUUAUGAAGCUCUAUUCAAACAUUUUUCUUAUGCAUCUACUGACACAUGUAGAGACUCAAGAGAAAGAGCAAAAUAUAACGGGUUAAAAAAUAUACUCACUUCAAAUAAUUUUGUACAUAAUCUUGGUGUGUUAUAUGAUGCAUUAAUGGAACUAUCAGACUUAUCAAUACAAUUACAAAAAAGAGAUAUGACAUUACCUGCUGCCCAUAAAUCUAUUCAGCGUACAAUUCGAGUUUUAGAGUCCAUGGCUAGUAUACCAGGUCCAAUAUGUCAAGAAGUAAUUUCUGCUUGUGAAAACAGAGAAUUCAAAAAUAUUCAAAUCUAUUCUAAAACAUCAAUUAUAAAAGUACAAAUGGGACAAUUUUUUACAAGUCUAAGUAAUAAUAUGAAACAAAGACUUAUGACAACACAAGCUAGUAAUGUGUCAUCAAGGGAAGUUAAUAAUGAAUAUAAAGUUAAUUUCAAAAAUUUAAUUGAAGAUUUAGAAGUCCUUUCCUCAGAAAAUUGGCCGGAUAAUAUGGAUAUUCAGUAUGGUGAUGAAAGUAUUCGGCGUUUAUCAGAGGUGUUUCAAAUUGAUCAAGUUUUAUCUGUUAAAGGUUUUCGUGAGUAUAAAGAAAAUGAAAAAGUUAACAUCGAUAUUAAACCUUUAAUGACUGUAAUCAACUCUAUUGCAAUAUCUUCUUCGGAGUGUGAACGUACCUUUAGCUCAAUGAAUGUAAUUGUAAGUCCUGUAAGGAGUACAUUCAUCUAG
Messenger RNA from Metopolophium dirhodum (rose-grain aphid), 1059 nucleotides. Its product is annotated as E3 SUMO-protein ligase KIAA1586-like. The record is from RefSeq and is a predicted model, not a curated record. NCBI's taxonomy places the organism in Eukaryota, Metazoa, Arthropoda, Insecta, Hemiptera, Aphididae. The transcript has a single exon. Bases 1 to 1059 code for a protein of 352 amino acids.